[Torrubiella] hemipterigena is the source of this 5751-nucleotide messenger RNA. The record is from the annotation of a GenBank genome assembly. Lineage: Eukaryota; Fungi; Ascomycota; Sordariomycetes; Hypocreales; Clavicipitaceae.
UGCAACGUAAUGCAACAACAGGUGUUGUUAUGCCGCCAACCUUUUCGUUCCAAUUCACGCCUCUUUUCUUUUAGAAAAUAUUUGUGUUCCCUUUGUUGUUUAUUUUAGAGCGCUUUAUUCAGCUGUUUUGAUUAAUCCUCGAUUUUACGCCGCCGACAUUCCGCCCAGCAAUGAUACCCAACUGACCAAGCUCCUUAUCACCCCUCGAUGACAUUAGCCUCCGACCUCCCAUAACAUCACCACUGCGCGCAAAUCAAUUGCGACUUGCCUUUGAAUAUAAUCAAGCAUGCUUUCGAGCCCUAUGGCGGGCAAAUCGGUCGAUAGCUUGUCGCCAUUGGCGUCGCGCAGCCGCAAUGACCUACCUCAGCACAGCAAUCGGCCAGGCACAUCGCAUGGCCCGCAUUCGCGAAGGGGGUCAGCUGCUAGCUCGAUAGGCGGUGCCCUGCAAAAGACCUCGAGCAGCUGGAACCUCGACGAACAUCAAACUGGCAAUAACGCUAUCUCUACUCUUCUCUCUACGCCAAUUAUCCGAACUGGUCUCCAAGCAUAUACUUCUGGAUCCUCGAGCGCACACAGAAUACCCACGGCGCGAGACAUCCCUCCCGUAACCCUGACCAACAUCCCGAAAAUCGACGCCGCCGAAUUUAACGACUACUUGUCACAAGUUGGCGCAUUGUAUGAACAGUUGCGACGUGUUCAAGAAAAUGACGAAGAAUCGUCCAAUACUUAUCAAAGACAAGAGGAACUCAACGACCCCUCCAACGACGGGCUGCUGAGUGUGUCGAAGAACAGAAGUUCACGCCGAGGGUCAACUGCUUCCCUUUCCUCUCUUGGGUCACUAGAAGCUGGUAGCCGAAGCCGACGCUCGAGUAUAUCAUAUAACAAAAAGGGCGCACAAGGCCCACCACCACUGUCGACAAUUCCCAAUGUCUACUUUGACGACGAUUUCCACCUUGAGAACCCGCGCACGUUUGACGUCGUUAGUGAACGGUCUGAAGUCAUUCGAACAAACGACAGUAAAGAACGAGCAGAUGCAAGUGCCCCGCGAAAGGCGCUCGCAACAAAUGCUAUUCUUCAAGAAAAGUUGUCAUGGUAUAUGGAUACUAUUGAAGUUCACCUGGUCAGCUCUAUUUCUACGGCAUCAACAACAUUCUUUUCAGCCUUAGGAUCGCUCAAGGAGCUCCAUUCAGAGGCAAGCGACUCGGUGGAGAGGAUAAAGGCCCUCCGGCUAGAACUUGAAGCGUUGGAUGCAGAAAUCGCGACCACUGGGCUUGAGAUUGUUCAAAAGAGCCGCCGACAAGAAAACCUGCGACAACUCAACGAUGCUGUCGCACAGCUUAAGCGUGUUGUGGAUGGUAUUGCAACGUGCGAAUCUCUAGUGGAUGGAGGAGAAGUUGACAAGGCGUUAAUUCAUAUCAAUGCCGUGGAAAACUUAAUAGCCGGUGAAGCGGAUGCCAACAGUGGUGUCCAGCAAGGCACCCUUCGAGAUCUUCGAGGGGCGAUUGCCCUCCAAGGAGUGACUACUGACUUGGCCUCACUACGCUUCCGCAUUGGCAAAGCGUAUGAGCUGCAGUUUGGCAAUAUUUUAAUGGCUGACCUGCGCCGGCACGUCGAGUCAGUAACUGUUCCUGAUGUCCUCUUGCGAUGGAGCAAUGCGGCGUCCCGUGCUCGCGGAGGCCACUCAAGAACCCCUUCGAUGUUUCCUACAUAUCUAUCUGCCACCGAAGAACUAAAGGCUCAACUAGAACCUGUGAUGGCGGGUUUGGAGAGCGCGCACCAUGUAAGUGUCGCUGCUAUGGCUUACAAGGAUGCUGUGCUUCGCGAAGUUCGAAACAUCAUCCGACGGCCGCUACCUAGCUCGAGCGAUGAUGACAACAUGUCAAUGAUGUCAGUAUCUACCGCAGGUGGUGGUAGAAAUCUAUCGGGUCAAGAGAAGUCGGUCAACCUGGCCCGGAACUUGCGAGCGUUGGACCCUGAAGAUGCUGAAGAGCUUCUGGUGAAGAUUUAUAUUGGCGUGACGGAGACAUUACGACGACUUUCAACGCAGGUGAAGGUUUUACUCGAUAUUGCGGCCUCGCUUUCCAAUGAUGUUCCCGACGGUAUGAAGUCACCACCAUUCCGAUCACCGCUAUCCAGCCCCAGACCAGAGAGAUUUAUAGGUGGCAUGCCUCAGCCUGCUAUUGAACUGCAAGAAGAGCUUCACAAAACGCUUGAUGUCUCCAAUCUGUCGGCGCAAGCUGUUGACGUGGCAAAUGAUAAAAUUGUCAAGAUUCUCAAAGUGCGGUCUGAGCAGUCAACAACGCUACCUCUUGUUAUGUUUCUGCGCUACUUUACUCUCAAUCUCUAUUUUGCCAAUGAGUGUGAGGCUAUCUCUGGUAGAGUAGGCUCGUCAUUAAAGACUGUGGUGAACAAUCACAUCAAGGAGUUUGUCCAACAGAACCGCGACCUUGAGAUGCAGAAGCUGGCCCAGGCAAUGGAGUCUGAUCAAUGGGGCGCCAAAGACUUUGACGAAGCAAGCACAAAGUUACUCAAUGAAAUUCUUGAAUGCAGCACUCAAGACGCGGAGUCCUGGUUAGAGGGAUCGAAGCUCUGGAUACCUACAACGGAGCUUGGUCAAGAGAACCUUGGCGCAGCGGCGGCCGAGACAAAUGGCACAGAAAAGGAAAAGAGCCGACCUGCAGUCAUUGAGUCAGAGAAGUUCCUGCUGCCAAACUCUGCCAUUCUCUGCCUAAAGGGCAUUGGCAACUUUUUGCAUCUGGUCGCCGGUAUCCCGUCCAUGACAAACGAUGUCGCAACGUCACUGCUCGCCUACUUGCAGCUUUUCAACUCACGAUGCACCCAGCUCAUCCUGGGAGCUGGUGCCACACGAUCUGCUGGCCUUAAGAAUAUUACCACCAAGCACCUUGCGUUGGCAUCAUUGGCGCUUUCGUUUAUUGCGACACUCGUCCCUCAUAUUCGAGAGUUUAUGCGCCGUCAUGCCGGCUCCAGCGGUGUGUCUACGCUCAUGGGCGAAUUUGACAAGAUCCGACGUGUCUUGCAGGAACACCAAGAUAGCAUCCACCAGAAACUUGUUGAGAUUAUGAGCGGGCGCGCCGCAGUACACUCCAAGAGUAUUCGGGCAACCAAAUGGGACGAGGCCGAGGCCACUGCUGCGCAUGCCUACAUGGAGACGCUGGCCAAGGAGACCACUACUCUACAUCGCGUUCUAACCAAGCAUCUUCCCGAGACUUCGAUUCAUAUGAUUAUGCUACCUGUCUUUGCCAGCUACAAGGAGCAGCUGGGCGGAGCCUUCACGGAGUCCGAAGUCAAGACAAAGGCCGGCAAGGACAGCAUGCUACGCGACAUUGAACUCUUCUGCUCCAAGCUCGGCAAGCUGGACGGCUUUGCUGACGCAGGCGAGCACCUCAAGGACAUUGUUGACGCCAAAGACGUGGCGGCGCCCCCUCCACCACCGCCUGCCAAAGAAGAACCCAAGGAAGACAAGGACGCGGUGUCAAGCGAUGCUGCGGGCGAGCAGCCCAGCAAAGACGAAGAAGCGAGCGCCGAAACAGCGAAGGAGACUACAUCGUCCGACUAACUCGUUUGUUCUUCUUCCGCAUAAUAAGUGACGACGCAUCACCGCAAAAGGUCGGGUCCGUGUAUAUGAUUAAAGAAGCAUAGUACCACCAACUACAAAGUCUCAUGUUGCAUUUAGCGAUUCAGUUUGAAUAGAACAAGUCCCCAGAAAGUACACAUCCCGAUCUCCUUUGUAUUAUUAUCCAUGUUCAACCACAUAGAGAGAUGGAAACCUUAAAAUCACGUGGUCGCCCGAGAGUCGCCGGAAACCCGACACCGAGCGGUAAACCCAAAAGGCCCGUACGACUCGGUUCAUGACUUUCUGCUAGUAGCGAAGUACGCGAUGUCAUUGGCGGUACCUUGGCGCCCACAACCACACCACACUCAGUGCUUGAGGCCUGCUACGACCUACCUCACUGGGUGUAGCAGCGCGCAAGCCACAGAGGGGGGGCUUCUGAAGGCCAAACCUACCAGCGGGCGUGUUGCUAUCUCACCCCCUUCCCCUUCUAUGGUGUGCUGGCCCGGUCCACUGUACAGGUCGAGUUACAGCACAGUGCAAGUGCCUGAGCGUGGCGCCUCUUUUCUCGCUGUGCCCUCUUCAUUGGGCACAUGCGAGACGACACACCACCACACACCACCAGUGACAGUGACCAAUGGUGGCCCACACCGAUGAAGAAGGGACAGUCAAUCAGGCUAAAGCAAUCGGCACGUCUCCUUCUGUUUGCGCGGUCUGUGUGCUUCGCGUACCUGGACUGAUCCAGAUGCGGGCUGAUUUUUUUGUCUUUUUUCGGUGCGGCGCCCUUCUGCAGAGCAGCGCCUUCCCCUGUGGCUCAGUCCUGAAUUUUGGUAGAAGAGGGCCGCGCAAGCCCAUGGUUAGACGUAUGUGAGGGUACAAGGGCAGGACUAUUAUCGGAUCAAGAGGAUCAAUGGUUAAAAUAAAAUCAUUAGUAAAAGUUUAGCCGUUUUCUUCUCAUCACUGUUUCAUGUGAAAGGGUCAUGUUAUUUGAGUGAGUAAUAUCAUUUGUAUAUACGGCUAUCCAAAAGAGAUGACAUAGGCCAAUUCCAAGUCUCCCUAUAAACGAAGGAAGGGUGACUUGCUCUCAGCGAAUGACGUGAAGUGAAGGGGGUAUCAAUUGCUUUUUGUUGUAUCUCGACUUGUAAAAGAGUGCCAGGACAGUGCCUGUAGUUGAGAGCGAGAGGGGCGCAAAGUGUAAAGACACUAUGCUAGAAAAGCGAAAAGACAAGGUGAAAAGAGAAAAAGUCCAAAGCAAAACAGUGUCCGUCUAGUGGUGUUGCGCCCAAUUUGUGUCCGUGGUAUAAAUCCGUCUAAAAGUAAUCAUGAUCUUGGUUCAUAACUGCAUCCGAUGCAAGACAUGUCUUUAUAAGAGAUGCUGCUAGGAAGCAUAUUCAUCAGCCGCUCCUGGCGUUCUGUGGGAUGCUGAAAAAUCAAAAGAGGCACAAGUGCAAGUCGCGGACGAUCGGCUCGCCGACCAGACUCUGCGACCGUGCAUGUGCAGUCAUGAAGAAGUGACCCCAUUUAGUGGAAGAGGGCGAGGCCAGUGCUGCCCUCACCAAGGGUGGUGAUGAGGUGGGUGGCCUUGGUGGUCUUGGUCUGGACGUCAUCGGGAAGGACGUACUCGUGGCCGCAGGGGAAGGCCUCGCAGCCAGAGGCAGGACCAAGCUCGCCAGCAGGGAAGAUCUGGUGAACACCAGUCUUGUCGGUGGGGUCAACGAUAGCAGAGACGUCGUAGAAGGUGAUGUCGUUCCAGCCGUUGAAGGUGACCUCACCAAGCAUGCCCGGAGUGUUGGGGGCGCCAACGGGUCUGGCGUACCAGUUGCCGAUCCACUGGAGAGGGAAGUCAACGGUGAUGUUCUUGGUGUUGUCAACGUUGACGCUGGGAAUCUGGGCGUGUCCGGCGCUGGGUGUGAAGUAGAUGGUGCGCUGGGUGUUGUCAAGGGUCCAGAAGGUGACCUGGUUGUCGGCUGCGACGGCAGCGGCAGCGGCAAUGAGAGAGGCAACGGCGGUAGAGAACUGCAUCUUAAAUGAUUUUCAAAUGAGAAGGAAUGUGGUUUGGUAAGUCUUUUGCUUGCUUAGAGAGUGAGGAAGCAGAAAGAAGUAGUUGGUUGCUGAAGGAGCGUUGGUAUAAGUCGCGAUGACUAUAGAGUAAGGAAUGGCAAGAUGCUGAAGAGCGAACA